AGGAUAAAUAAAAUCUAUAACAGAACAUAUUUAACAAUUUUCCGGUAACAUAUAUCAUCUUUCUCCAAAUCUGUAAUAAUAUUGUUUAAUAAAAAUAAAAAGUUAGUCAUAGAAUAUAUAACAGAGCAUUAUUUCUGAUUCCAAUAUAAUUGUGCCUAUAAAGUAUAAACAAAAAAAAUGCAUCAAUCCAUAAAAUCUGUUUCUAAACAAAACGAUCUGCAAAAGGAUUGUUCACAUAUAUUAAAAUAUAAAGAAAUAAUAGAUGACGAGGUUCAGAUUGAUAAUGAAUGUGUUAAUAUUGGGAAAUUGAUUCUAAACAAUCUUAAAUGUAAACCGGAUUUUAUUGGCCAGGUUGACGCGGCGACAGGAAAACAAAAUACAUUUUGCCAAAUGAGAGAAAAAAGCAUAAAAUGCGCUGUAUGGCUGCGAAAUUUUGGUAUUCUACGAGGCGACAUAAUAACGAUAUGCACAGAUAACCAGAUGGAUGCCUAUGUGCCAUAUUUCGCAGCAUUAUAUCUCGGCGCUAUUGUAAAUCCAUGGCCUAAACAACAAAAAGGAAUAAAAUCAAGUACAGAACACUAUCUGACGCGAAUCAUCCCGAAAGUAAUCUUUACCGAUUAUGACAAUGCUGAUAAGAUUAACACUGUUAUAAAAAAGAAAAGAAUCAAUGUAAAAGUUAUAGUUUUUGGUACGCAUGAGGAUAAGAAGUUCGAAUCUCUCGAUGUAAUUCUGAGUGGCAAAGAAUUGAAUAUGAUUGCUGUUAAUACAUUUGCCUGUGUUAAGUUAAAGAGUAAUAGAGAUCCCGCAAUAAUACUCUUAUCUAGUGGUACAACUGGUUUCUGUAGAGAUGUGGAAAUUCCUCACACAAUUUUCACAGCUUUAUCGAAUAACGAGGUGCCAUACAUGAAAUUUGGCCAAAUCGGCUUGUGGUUUGAAUCCUUACAUUGGAUCAUUGGUUUGUUACUGACUGUUCGUGCUAUAAUUUCAUACGUAACAGUAAUUAAAGCUUCAGGAUUUGAUGAUGAGCAUCAACUGUGCCAAAUAAUAGAGAAGUAUAAAGUGGAUUGGGUGUUUCUUGAAUCUAGUAUGAGCAAUAAGUUGCAAAAAUAUAACGUUUUUCAGAAGCAUAAAAUUCCUUCUUUGGGUACAAUCAUAUUCGGCGGUCCAACGAUCAAACAAAGCUUUUAUGGGCGUCUUAAACGUGUACUACCAAAUGUUUUAAUUAUUCAAGUAUAUUACUUGCCUGAAACAGGCAUUCUAGCUCAUCAAGAAGUAUUUCGAAUGCUUGAAUCUAAUAGUUCCAUAUGUAGAAAUGUUAAUUUGAUAAUUACGGAUUUUGUCACUAAAGAACAAUUGGGUCCGAACAGCAUCGGUGCGAUUUGGUGUCGCUCGCCAUCCAUGAUGAUCGGUUAUUACAACGAUUCCAGAAGUACAAGCAAAAUUAUCGAUAAAAAUGGAUGGUUUCGCAGCGAAGAUGUAGGCUAUUAUGAUAAUAAUGGGAAUAUUUUUGUCAUCGAUCGUGUUAAUCGACUUAUUAGAUAUAGACAUCACUAUAUUUCGCCUGCAGAAAUUGAAAAUAUAUUAGAAACUCAUCCAAAUGUGUCCGAAGCUGUCGUAAUAGGCUUACCGCAUGAUUAUGAUACUUUUCGUCCAAUAGCAUUAGUUCAGCUAAUACCGGAAACAGAGGCACAUGAAGAUGAGCUGGUAAAAUAUGUGAAAAUAAACGUGGAUUAUAACUGGAAGCGACUUCAUGGCGUUUUUUUUACGAAUGAUAUGCCACACAUUGCAAAUAAUACUAUUGAUCGUGUGACUAUUUCUCAAAUGUUGCAAAAUUGUUGUACAUAUUGUGCAUGAAUAUGUUUUAAUGAAUUCAACUAAUAUUAAAACUCAUGAGUUUCAAUAUUAAAUCAUGUAGUAAUAUGUAUCUAUUAAUUUUAAUGUAAUAAAAAAUGUAAUGCGCUCUCUGAUGUUACUCCAACCAAAUUCCAAUUGUGAAAAGAAUUUACGAAAAUAAACAUUUUUAUUUGAUAAUACUUAAUAACAUA
Pogonomyrmex barbatus (red harvester ant) is the source of this 2045-nucleotide messenger RNA. RefSeq lists its product as uncharacterized. The record is from RefSeq and is a predicted model, not a curated record. Gene Ontology annotation, molecular function: CoA-ligase activity. NCBI's taxonomy places the organism in Eukaryota, Metazoa, Arthropoda, Insecta, Hymenoptera, Formicidae.